AUGUCACACGUUGUUAUUGGUGGUGGAACCGGUUUCAUUGGUCGCCGGUUGGUAAAAACGUUGCUCGCUGAAGGAUAUGAAGUGACGACGAUUUCGCGCAUGCCUGGUCCCAAACACAUCAGCUGGCACGAACUUGAAAAACACGGCCUACCGAACGGAACAACGGCUGUUGUCAAUCUUGCUGGUCAAAAUGUGCUCGAUCCGACUCGCCGCUGGACACCUGGAUUCAAGCAGAACGUUUGGAACUCGCGCAUUAACACGACAGCUGCCUGUGCCCGUGCAAUCGAACGGGCAACCGUUAAACCGUCCGUGUUCGUCAACAUCUCCGGCGUUAGUCAUUACGCACCGGGCAGCCAAAAGCACACCGAACUGUCGAAGGUAUCAGACUACGAUUUCAUGUCACGGCUCUGCAUUGAAUGGGAAAGGGCAGCUACACUAUCGGAUAACUCAAUCUGCCGCAGCGUUCGCAUCCGAAGCGGUGUUGUGCUUGGCCGUGAAGGUGGAAUGAUCCAGUCGUUAAUACUGCCCUUCUGGUUCGGUUUUGGCGGGCCAGUAGGUGAUGGGCGCCAUGAUUUGCCCUGGAUACACGCGGAUGACCUGUGCGGAAUAAUACGCUUCGCAAUCGAACGGCCCGAGGUGACCGGCGUUUUGAAUGGUGUAGCACCCGAAUUGUCUACCAAUGCGGAUUUUACCAAAGCAUUUGCAUCCGCCCUGAUUCGUCCCGCCAUUUUUCCAAUGCCCAUAUUUGCGCUGAAUCUCAUCUUUGCCGAGGAGCGAGCAGUACUACUGACGAAUGGAGCGAAGGUGGUACCGCAACGAGUGCUCGAGUAUGGUUUCCAGUAUCGGUAUCCGAAUCUACAAUCAGCUUGCAAGGAGGCAGCCCACCUGUUCUAA
Messenger RNA from Anopheles marshallii, 894 nucleotides. Its product is annotated as epimerase family protein SDR39U1. The record is from RefSeq and is a predicted model, not a curated record. Lineage: Eukaryota; Metazoa; Arthropoda; Insecta; Diptera; Culicidae. Bases 1 to 894 code for a protein of 297 amino acids. The transcript has 2 exons.